GAAGAAGAUAAAGAAGGUCAACUUUUAGAAAAACCGAACUAAACCGGAAUUAAAAUUGGGCCCCGGUCGGAUUCAAUUUAUUAGAUUGGGAUUCGACGGAAUACAAAAAAGGAUUUUGGUAUGGGGGAGGAGAAGAAAUAGGAGAGAGAUGGAGGAGGAGUUGCUUGCGGGCGUGCCGUGCUCUUCCCGCGCCGUCGAGUCAGUUAUCCGAGUUUCCACGGCGGGUGGAUUAUAUGGCUUUUGCGCCGGACCUCAUAAUGCUCGCAAACUGGGUUUAAGCGGCGUUUCUCAGGCUUCCUAUGUGGCAAAAUCCAUUGGCAAAAUCGGGUUUCAAUGCGGUAUAGUGAGUGGUAUCUUUACUCUGACUAACUGUGGCCUUCAGAGAUAUCGAGGCAAGAGUGAUUGGGUGAAUGCUUUGGUCGGAGGAGCUGUGGCUGGAGCAGCUGUUGCUCUUCGCACUAGAAACUGGUCUCACGUUCUUACCACCGCCGGUCUCGUCUCUAUUUUUAGUGUUUUGGCUAAUUCCACCAGGACUGAUCUCAAACAACAACAACAACACUAAGGUCUCGGAUAAGUCCAUUCAUCAAGACCACUUGUGUCCUGGAACUUGAACGUGACAGAUGAUCAUACCAAACUCUCUGAUUCACAGACAAAUAACCCUCUGUAAUAAUCUUUGCUAAGAAAAGAAAGUGAAACUCUAAGAGACUCUGUCCGAACCAAAAACAUUAUUUGAAUCAGCGGGUGAUUGGAACUUGUGGGAAAAUGUAUAAUGUUUUUGCAAAGUUAAGUAUUCAAAUCAACUAUCCAAA
Messenger RNA from Brassica rapa (field mustard), 809 nucleotides. Its product is annotated as outer envelope pore protein 16-4, chloroplastic. Gene Ontology annotation, molecular function: transmembrane protein transporter activity. The record is from RefSeq and is a predicted model, not a curated record. Gene Ontology annotation, cellular component: TIM22 mitochondrial import inner membrane insertion complex. NCBI's taxonomy places the organism in Eukaryota, Viridiplantae, Streptophyta, Magnoliopsida, Brassicales, Brassicaceae. Gene Ontology annotation, biological process: protein insertion into mitochondrial inner membrane.